UCGCCCUUGCCUUUCCUACGGGGCAGCCAUGUUGGAUGUGGUAUUGUUAUGAGUGUGUGAAUGUGAAAGGAAGGGAGCAAAGGGGGAAGGGGGUAGCUGGUUCAGGGCCAGGUGUUGGAGCUCUGAGGGAAGCUACAAACACGGCACAUGCUGUACCAGAAAGAGGGGAGCCCGCAGUACCCUGCGCACCCUGAAAUCACCAACUCCCUGCCCGGGCGGUCGUAAAGUGGUGCAGGGAAAAAUGAGAAGCAAGGUGAAAGCCCCAUAGAGGAAGCGAGGAGGAGCGCUGGGAUUGUAUAGCAAACAGGGGCAGCUGCUUAUCAUUCAAUAAAAGGGGUGCCUGCCCUCCCUGCAAGCACCCACAUAAGCACCCACCACUCACCCUGUGGCCCCUCACUCUGCUCAGGGCCACAAUCCCUGCCACUGCUCCCCUGCCUGGGAAUCUAGGGCCUGGGCCUUGGGAGUGUGGGAUUGUGCAUGUGAGGGUAAUUAGGGCUGAUUGCACUGAGGUAGGUAGGUGGGUGGGGGGGUAGUGCUUUUACAUGAUGUAUCAUAGGGAGAGGUGGGGGGCAUUUAGGCGCUGGCUGUGAGGGGGUGUGAUAACGGCAGAAAGGAAUCCGGUUCUGAUCAUGGUAAAACCAAGCCAAAGACAGAUCCAGUCGGCAGCAGAAAGCAGGAGUGGGCGCAGCUGAAACACUGCCUGGCCCGGUGGGAGAUGUCGGGAAAGAAUUUGGGGGCCGCGCGUCGCAGGAGGACGCGCUGCCGAAAGUGCGAAGCCUGUGUGCGCACCGAGUGCGGGGAGUGCCACUUCUGCAAAGACAUGAAGAAGUUCGGCGGCCCCGGGCGCAUGAAGCAGUCAUGUCUGAAGAGACAGUGCACGGCGCCGGUGCUCCCACACACAGCUGUGUGCCUCCUCUGUGGGGAUGCAGGGAAGGAGGACACUGCGCAGGAGGAGGAGCAGAAGUUCAACCUGUCUCUAAUGGAAUGUACCAUCUGCAAUGAGAUUGUGCACCCCGGCUGUAUCAAGAUGGGCAAGAGCGAAGCUGUCAUUAACACAGAGAUUCCUAACUGCUGGGAGUGUCCGAAAUGCAAGCGUGAAGGCCGCACAAGCAAGGACUGUCUGGAUAGUUCGGGCAAGCGGCGCUUGGACAACGGGGAAGAUGCCGUGCGGUGGAAACUGACGGAUGAUCCGGCCCCCGGCAAAAAGAAAUCCUCGGAUGAAAACGCAGGGCACAAGAGGAAGAAAGAGCAGGGGCCACAGUCUGAAGCGGGACUCAAGAAAAAGGUGAAAGCAGAAAAGGACAAGAAGGUUAAAAAGAUCGAGCCGCCGGUCCCAGCGGAUCCCGUCCCGCCAUUGGAUCGUUCCCACCAGAGGGAGAAGAUCGAGCGCUUCAAGCAGAUGUGCCAGAUGUUGGAGCGAGCGCGCAGCAGCACCUCCAGUUCCAGCUCCGAUUCAGACUCUGACUCCGACUCCAAGGGCUCCAGGGGCAGCAGUGACACCGGCGAAGGGGGCGGGGGGGACGGGCAGGAGUCCAGGAUAAGCUUCAGCACCAGUUCCGAGGAGGACGAGGAUGAAGGGGGGGCGGGGGACGGACGCAACGGCACCCGAAAUGGCAAGCAGAAGCCACCGCGGGCCAAUUGGAGGGAAAAGGAGAACAGGCGAGGGGGCGGGGUGGGCAACAACAGGAAGGGCAUUACAGGAAGGAACACUGGGCAGGCGGUUUCACGGACUCAAUUGCUAAAGAGGCCUCUGGUCCCUUCUCCCCCCAAACCGGCUCCCCUGCAACUUGAACGGCACGUGGUUCGGCCCCCUCCCCACAGCCCCGAGCCGGACUCCCUACCUCUCGACGGCGGGACAGACCAUGUGAUGCAAAGGGGGGUCUGGCUGUCUGUGUUCAGGCACUUGGGACAGAAGGAGCUCUGCAUCUGUAUGCGGGUGUGCCGGACCUGGAACCGCUGGUGCUGUGACCGCCGUCUGUGGACAUCCAUUGACUUGAGCCGACGAAAAUCAAUCACCCCUCCCAUGCUAAGUGGUAUAGUCCGUCGGCAGCCAAUCAGACUCGACUUGAGUUGGACCAACAUAUCAGAAAAGCAGCUGACCUGGUUAAUCCAUCGACUCCAAGGUUUAAAGGAGUUGCUGGUAGCCGGCUGCACUUGGAGCGCAGUUUCCUCACUCUGCACUGCCUCCUUUCCAUGCUUGUCCCUGCUGGACCUGGGCUGGGUGCAGGGAAUGAAAACCUCCCACCUCCGUGAGCUGCUCUCCCCCCCGUCGUCUGACUGUAAAACAGUUGUGCCAGAUCCCCGGGGCCGACUGCCCUCCCUUUCCGAGCUGCGCCUUUGUGGCUUGGAGAUCGGAGACUCCGCCCUGCGCCUGCUGCUCCGCCAUACGCCGCGGCUCCAUCGCUUGGACUUGAGUCACUGUGUGCAGCUUAGCGACCAUGGGAUCCAUAUUCUGACUGCAGCCUCCUCCCUAAGGGACAGCCUCACACACCUCAACCUCACAGGGUGUCACCGCCUGACGGACCAAUCCCUGGCCUUUUUUAAGCGCUGCCCCCACUUGCAGCUUGUGGACCUGCGCUCCUGCCGACUCCUCACCAGCGAGGGUUUCCAGAAGCUUCUCCAGGAUCCGCCAUCUGACCCCGAUGGAAAACCCUUCCAGUGUGUGGAGGAUCAGGUGCUGAGCCGGGAAAGCUAGCGGCGGCCCCCACCCCAGCACUACUGCCCUCAGCAGGGACAACUCUACUGUAUCUGCCUCCUUUACCAGCCCUGGCGCUCUGUCUGGGACUCGGAAAGCAGGUUGCACUGAAGUCCCAUCUGUAACUGUACCUGUGUCAGGAUGGAGCAGCCAUGACAGCUGAAGCCGUCGCUGAUAUCGAGCGGUUACUGACGUGGAAGGGGGAGAAAGUUCCUUCUAGCUCAUACUGAGGUUUUUUUUUGGGGAGAGGGGUGUGGACACCCCUUAUACCUUAAUGAAUAGUUAUGAAUGUCUUGACACAAUGGGAACCUCCUGUGAGCAUGUUCUGGUGUUUAAGUGGUGGCCACACAAGGUUGGGGAUGACGGUUUGGUAGCCCACUCCAUACCUUACCUCCUGCUCUCACUCUGCACGGGAUCUGGUGGUUGGACCUUCUGGCGCUUGGUUCCUCUGGCGGUUGGACCUUCUGGUGGUUGAAUCCUCUGGCGGUUGGUUCCUUUGGCGGUUGGACCUUCUGGCAGUUGAAUCCUCUGGCGGUUGAAUCCUCUGUCAGUUGGUUCCUCUGGACGGUUGGACCUUCUGGUGGUUGAAUCAUCUGGUGGUUGGUCCUUCUGGCGGUUGGUUCCUCUGGCGGUUGGUUCCUCUGGCGGUUGGGUCCUUCUGGCGGUUGGGUCCUUCUGGCAGUUGGUUCCUCUGGCGGUUGGUUCCUUCUGGCGGUUGGUUCCUUCUGGCGGUUGAAUCCUUCUGGCGGUUGGAUCCUUCUGGCGGUUGGUUCCUCUGGCAGUUAUGGCUCACACUCCAAGCAGGGGAUGUGGGGACAGAGCAACACUCCACACAUUUUGCAUUAAUGGGAUAUAGGCCUGGGUAAAAGAACGGGUUGGGGGGGGGGUAGAGAUGGUCCUACAGGAUGAGAGCAAAAGCUGCUUCCUACAUGGUACGACCCUGGGGGCUAUUGGGACAUAGGCAUUAAAACUGUAGACCUUUCCACUCCAAAAGGACUGGGCAUUCCCUUUGCACAAGGGGGGGGUAUCCCAGCCCUUCUGGGGGCAUCUGAAUGAGAAGCUUUGCCCCUGUUGCUUGAUGCAGGGAUGCAAACUGUAUGACCCGGCUUUGGGGAGGGGGGGUUCCUCCUGGGCUGGCAGCAAGAUUGUAUUCUGAUUGCUGUAUUUUACACAUGUGAGAUACUCAGUGUCAGUAUAUAUUGCAGCAUGUUCAUUCCCGUGGGGUUGGGGGUUAUUGCAUUGAAAGGCCUUUUUUUUUCCCCUCCCUUUUUGUUUCUCUCCCCCCCCUUGGUGUAUUAUGGGAAAGGCUUGAAGAGCAACGCUGUGCAGCUAUGUAUACGGCGGGACGGGAGUGGGCGGAGAGAGGAGAGUGGGCGGGGUGGCAGCACCGCGGGGGUGGGAUCACUUGUAGUCACGGGACAGGCACAUAUCACGGAGAUUUGGGGUGAUUUUUCUCUCCUCCUUCCCUUCUCGCCACGGGUUAUAACGGUUUAUGGAUUUACGUUCUGCUCUGUUUAUUUUGUUUUUUAUUUUAUAUAAACGUGGUUCUUUUGUACA
This is a messenger RNA of Xenopus tropicalis (tropical clawed frog), 4252 nucleotides long. RefSeq names its product F-box and leucine-rich repeat protein 19 (gene fbxl19). The transcript is spliced from 11 exons. The record is from RefSeq and is a predicted model, not a curated record. Lineage: Eukaryota; Metazoa; Chordata; Amphibia; Anura; Pipidae. Gene Ontology annotation, molecular function: zinc ion binding; DNA binding. The coding region runs from base 716 to 2695 and encodes 659 amino acids.